GCCGCGCCUCAGUGCUGGCGGGUCCCGCGGUCAUGUUAACGUCGUCCCAUCAGCUGCUCGUCGGUGCUUACAGUAAUAAUACCAACCGAACCGGGAUCCAUAACAACCAUUGUCAAUACCAAUCUGUCAUUUGGUAUAACCAGCAGCAACAAGUGGUACCCGUCGUACCGACCACCUUGUACCAUCAUCAGGGAGUCGUUGGUAGAUAUCCCACGUCUGACGUCAGUAAUAAGGAUCGAAACCACCACGGGUUAGGGUUCGGGUUUACUUGGGUGCUCGGCAAGGGCGUAUUAUUGAGCGCCGCUCCCGCGUAUGUGUUGUGGACGGUCGGCGAAGCGAGCUGCGUACCCGGUUUCGUGUUGGUACCGGCCGGCGGUGGUACCGCGGCGACCUUACAGCACCAAUUCGCCGGCGGAAAGUUCUCGUACCACCGGACGAACUUUAUUUUCGGCGUUUCCAUUGGCAUGGAGACUAGGUACAAAUCGAACCAAAGGACUAGCGGCGUCGUGAGGAACGUCGUGGGAGGCAGCGGCGUCGGCGGCGGCCACCAGGCGGCCGGCGGCAGGGGGGCAGCUGAGGUUCGGCGCGCCUACAAGGCGGCCGUGUUGCCUGCGUGCGGGACAGCGAAGGCGGUCACGCGCGGGAGGCGGGGAGCGCGGGGAAUGAGCAUGGGCCAGAAGGUCAGCGGCGGAGUCAAGGCGGUAAACGGCAGAGACGCCGCAGCCGCCCCGUACAAACCGGUGAUCCCGAGGGAAUUGGCGCAGGACUUUGCGAGGCCGCCGCGGCUCGACAUGCUGCUCGAUAUGCCGGCAGCGUUGAGGGAGACGCAGCUCAAGUACAGCUGGAACCAGGACGAUCGUUCUUUGAACAUCUUCGUCAAGGAGGACGACAAGUUGACGUUUCACAGGCAUCCGGUCGCGCAGAGCACGGACUGUAUACGGGGAAAGGUCGGGUUUACAAAGGGUAUGCACUGUUGGGAAGUGUGUUGGUCGACGAGGCAACGGGGUACGCACGCAGUGGUGGGCGUGGCAACUGCCGAAGCGCCCCUCCACUCGGUCGGGUAUCAUAGCUUGGUCGGUAGCACGGACAACUCGUGGGGCUGGGACUUGGGCAGGAACAAGCUCUAUCACGAUUCGAAAAACCAACCGGGGGUGCUCUACCCCGCGUUGCUGAAACCUGACGAAACGUUCAUCGUACCCGACAAGUUCCUUGUCGUCUUGGACAUGGACGAGGGCACGUUAAGUUUCGUCGUCGACGGCCAGUACCUGGGCAUCGCGUUCCGCGGUUUGAAGGGGAAGAAACUCUACCCGAUCGUUAGCGCCGUGUGGGGCCAUUGCGAAAUCACUAUGCGAUACAUUGGCGGAUUAGAUCCCGAACCGCUUCCAUUGAUGGACCUCUGUCGUCGGGUAAUAAGACAAAGACUUGGCAAGGCCCAUUUGGAAGAGAAAGUGAUGGGACUUCAGCUUCCGCAAGCGCUGCAGACUUACCUCCUGUACAGAGACCGAAGAUAAUACCGAAGAACCGAAAAGUUGUCUUCCUCGCCGCUUGUUUUGUAGUGACCAUGCGCGCGUAAUCGACUCAAAUCUCGUGAACGAAUCGUCGCAGUAACAUUUCGCGGGUUUUAAUUUAACCAAAAAAAAAGAUAAAAAUUAAAACAAAAAAUCAAUCUGACUGCCAAGUGUAACAUAUAUGAUUUUUCGAAACGGUAAUCUAUCGAGCAUCGAACAGUUUUUUCAUUUGCUCCAUGAUGGUGUUUUUAGUUCAUUACUUACGAAUCUCCCGUUCGGUUUGCGCGAACUUAGCGUUCUGACAGAACCCACAGUGCGAACUCUGUCUUUUGUUUUUUUUUUUUAGUGAUUUAUAUCUUUGAUGAUCUCUAGUGGGAUAGUAGUUCGAGAUACUUAGGACCGCAGGUGGUGAUGAACGAGAAGAAUUUUACAACAUACAGUAUAUAUAAAUAUAUUUUGAAAAAUAAAAAUUGUCUUCUUGUAAAACGUUUAAGCACAUUGGCUUCCUGAUCAUAGCUUUACUUGAUAGUUUUUAAUGUUAACCGAAUAAAAUGAAAACCAGGAAUGUACCAAUGGAACGACUGUACGCGUCAGACUCCUCCUCCCGUACGUUUUCGUACCGGGGAGUCCGGCGGAAGAGAAUAGAUGACGAUUCUCUAUGUAUAGUAAAGUGCCCUAGCAAUUUUGACAAGGAGCAUCACACUAUCCAUUGAUUGACUGACUGUAAAUACAUAUUUUUUUUGUAUUUUCGUUUCCGCUUUGUUUUCGAUCCUUUCGAGCAGCUUGUUUGUAGUUUUAGACGCAAAAUUCUAUUCCCGUUGUUGAUUUUUUUUGGGAUUGUUUGUUUUUCUUUUAGGGUCUCUGAGCUCCACCCCCUAGCGAACGAGAAAGUUUCGCCAGUUGGAAAAAAAUUAAUGGCAGAUGUGUUUUUUUUUUUUUAAUAAAAGUUUGUUUACAGUAGGUAUUCAUCGCUCGGGCCAGACAGCUUCGUAUAUUUGAACUACUCAGUAUAUCUUGCAUGUAUAUCCCAUCAUACCUCUCCUGUACCUCUAUAUAACUUGAUAUACUGCUCCUAUACAUAUCUCCUACACCUUCACAUAACUCUCCUAUACUGUACUUCUCCUGUACUUCUAUAUACCUGUCCUAUACCUUUUGUAUGCCUCUGUCCAUAUAUAAGUGUAAAGGCCCUAGCGACGUAACUUACUGUUAAAGUAGUAACACUGUUUGCGUCACAGACACAACAAAAAAUAACUUUUCUAGAUUUUUGUUAAGUUUUUUUUUUUGUUUAGCCGGGCACAGGUUCCACCUUAAAAGUUUUCGGAUAUGGUUGGGUGAGGGUACAUUUUUAGCCAAAAAGCUGGCUCAUGAUAUUGCUAUGGACUACUUCUUAUGCCUAACAUAUACCCCACAUUCCUCGCCUAUGCUUCCAUAUAGAUCCCAUUUCUCCUCCUUAUUGCUCUCCUCUAUACUUCUCCUAUGCUUUCUUAUAUCUCCAUAUACCUCUCCUAUGCCUCUAUAUAUAUUAGGUAUAAAUGUACCGACCUGCCUGAAAAGUCAGAGGCACAAAAUUUUUUUGUUAAGUGUUUUUCUUGUGUUAAGCUGGGCAGUUGUUUCGGUCGUUAAGAACCUCCUAGAAAGUCGGAUCGUGAUAUUGCAACAAACAUGUUCGACACAAGACGAGUAGCAAUUCGAUUUGACAUAAUUGCGAAGGCACUUUACCUUGCUCGAUGGCCGCACACUUCCAAGCCAAAACACUAGAUAAAUUCCAUCCCGUAUUAUUCGCGAGCGGUUUCACAAAAUAUAGGUCGGCCAUUGGGCAAAAUUAGAUCGUAAGGAAGUUAGACAUAUUUUUGUAAAUAAGACGCCUAGAUAAGUGCCAGUUCAAACACACACACCAUAACGUAUACAUAAUUGUUCGGGAAACACGCGAGGCGCGAGACGUUUUUAUAUAAAGUUAAGGGUUUUUUUUUGGUAGGAAAAUUUCCCCCUCAUCCGCCGCAUCCGUUUGAAGAUAUAUUUAAUUAUAUUAAUUACGUAAUAUUUGGUCAUGUGAUGACUGCCAUGUUUGUGUCGAAGAGUGUAUAAAUGUAAUACGCCGUUUAUUGUGUUUAGGUUUUAGUAGGGAUAUUUUUUUGUAAUUACGGUCGCUGGAUUUUUUUGGCGGUCGAUUCGAAAUUUCGCGUUCGUUAACGUUCGUGUGUAAAUAUUUUUUUUAACAGGCACGUCGUUUUUGCGUUUUUGAAAUUUACCUCUUGGGAGGCGAUGGAACCGCUGCCCGUCGUUUGGUUAACAUAUUCCCCCAUUGUACAUUCUUUCGAAAGAGCUGCAUCCACUGUGUUCAAUUUCUCGAUACUUUAAACUGCUAAUUUCUUAAUUUCUUUUUUGUAAUUUUGAAAAUUUCUCCUUUGCCACGCACGAGGACGUGUAUAAAAAAAUGAAAAAAUUGCAAUUUUUCUAGCGGACCUGGACGAACUUAUGAUGUAAGUAGGACGUUUUUCUAAUUAUAUUUAAGUUUUGCUGUGAGAGUCCAGGCGUACUCUUAAGUUAAUUGAUGUAUGUUUAUGAUGAAAAUAAAGUAUUUAAAGAAG
Cylas formicarius (sweet potato weevil) is the source of this 4096-nucleotide messenger RNA. It is a transcript of the gene gus, whose product is annotated as protein gustavus. Bases 33 to 1511 code for a protein of 492 amino acids. Gene Ontology annotation, biological process: proteasome-mediated ubiquitin-dependent protein catabolic process. Gene Ontology annotation, molecular function: protein binding. The transcript is spliced from 4 exons. Gene Ontology annotation, cellular component: SCF ubiquitin ligase complex. The record is from RefSeq and is a predicted model, not a curated record. Lineage: Eukaryota; Metazoa; Arthropoda; Insecta; Coleoptera; Brentidae.